AUGAAGGUGUCGGAGAAAGAGGCAGCUAGGAUACACAAGUUCGUGUGUCGGCAGCUCGAUGCUAAGCCAGACUUAAGCUCACUGACCUUAGGAAUUUUAAAAAAGCGAUAUCUGGCACACGUGGGAUGUGAAUCAUUAAGUUCAGAGACCAGAAAUUUCAUGAAACAGGUGGUUCAAGAGGAACUGAUGAAAAUGCAGGAAAAUGGACAUGAUUUGGAGACAAAGAUGCCUCAAAACAAAAGGAAAAGAGAAGAGGAAAAUGACGAGGUGAUAAGUGAGAGAGAGAGUGAAGAUGAAUCCCGUGCUAAGAAAUCCCGUCGUCAAUUAAGCUCAUCAGAAUCCGAGGAUAAAGAGGACCACAAGACAGGAAGUGAGGAGAGUGAAGAGGAAGAGCAAAUUAAAACUGCAUCUGGGGACGAGGAGCAAGAGGUGAAAAAAUCAAACAGCAAACAGCAGAUGAACAGUGAAAACUCAUCAGAUGACGAAAAGAAUGAGUCUGAAAAAAAUGAGAGUGAUAGUAGCUGCGCUGACAGUCCCAAAGAAAAGGUGAAAAAGACACCAAAUACUACAAAGAAUGGAGCAAAAACGAGCAGUUGUAUGAGUCCAGGGAAGAAAAGGCCACAGAGUGAUGAAGAGGAUGAAGCUGACUCAGAAAGCGAAUCAGAAAAGAGGGACAAAAACAAUGUGAAUGAUUCCUCUGAUGACAGUGAAAAAGAAGGAAACGUCUUGGUGGAAAAGAAAAUGAAUGGGUCAGAUUCAGAUUCAUCAUCGCUCACAUCACUGGAGGGUGAAAAGGGCAGUGAGACAGAAAAUAAGCAAAAUACUGAAAAGAAGAAAGCGGUGGGAAACAAGGAGAGCUCAAAAAGUCAAAAGGAUAAUGACAAAACAAUAGCCAGACUCAAACGCUACAUAUCUCUCUGUGGCGUGAGGCGCAAUUACAAGAAGAUCCUCCAAGACUGUCGCUCUGCUCGUUCCAUGGUGGCUGUUUUAAAGAAGGAGCUCGAAAAUCUUGGUGUCCAAGGUAAUCCAUCUAUUAAGAAAUGCAAAGGAGUCAAAAUGAAGAGAGAACAAGAUCAGGAACUGGCUGAGCUUGAUGUGAGCAACAUCAUUGCCACAGAAGGUCGACCUAAACGGCGAGGAGCCUCAGCAUCGAAGAAACAACAAAACACUCCCUCCUCUGCAUAUCAGCGCACUUUGAACUCUGGCUCUGAUAGUGAUGAGGAAAAUACACAGAAAGGGCGCAGAAGAGCAAUAGACUGGACCAACCUGCAGGGAAUCAUCAGUGAUGAUGCAGACAGCGACUGACAGGGACAGUUCUUCACCAGGUGUUCAGAUGUCACUUGGAUAUGGACAUUACUUUUCCUCUGUUCAA
Messenger RNA from Scomber scombrus (Atlantic mackerel), 1372 nucleotides. RefSeq names its product HIRA interacting protein 3 (gene hirip3). The record is from RefSeq and is a predicted model, not a curated record. The transcript is spliced from 8 exons. Gene Ontology annotation, cellular component: nucleus. The coding region runs from base 1 to 1305 and encodes 434 amino acids. NCBI's taxonomy places the organism in Eukaryota, Metazoa, Chordata, Actinopteri, Scombriformes, Scombridae.